Molecule: messenger RNA, 1521 nt
Organism: Tachysurus vachellii
Lineage: Eukaryota; Metazoa; Chordata; Actinopteri; Siluriformes; Bagridae
Gene: slc30a2
Product: solute carrier family 30 member 2
Exons: 8
Coding region: 244-1440 (398 amino acids)
Biological process (GO): response to zinc ion; zinc ion transmembrane transport
Cellular component (GO): plasma membrane
Molecular function (GO): zinc ion transmembrane transporter activity
Source: RefSeq, a predicted model, not a curated record
UCUCAGCGCUGCGCCUUUUGCACAAACGCCUCAAGUUCAGCGCUGUGGCGCAUUAAUAACUUUCCUCGCUGCUCGGUUCACUGCGACGAUGUGGGAUUUGAUUCCGUGCGAUUAUUUUCACUACUGAUAAAAAAUGGACUGGAGGAUUGUUUGUCGCGUGCUGUAAAGGAAAGAAGAAUCACAGGUGCUUUUGUAAUUCAGCGCUCACCUUCUUACUCAUUUACCUGUGAUUACUCUGUAGCCAUGGAGGCACGAGCGCAUUCGGAGAAAUCUCAUCUCAUUAACGAGAGAAACAGCAAAACAUACUCUCUGAAACUUAACAGUGAAUUUCCAGGUUCCGAUGAAAGCUACCCGAGUCAGGUGUAUGAAAACGGAGAUGCCACCGGAGCCAUCGAGUUGAAAAGGCCCGUGGGAGCCCACUGUCAUGGAAGCAAAGCACAGUGGGAGGAAAACCGUGAUAAAGUGGUGGCUAAAAAGAAGCUGUACAUUGCCUCUGUAGUUUGCCUGCUCUUCAUGAUCGGGGAAGUGAUCGGAGGUUAUCUGGCCCACAGCCUGGCCAUCAUGACCGACGCUGCUCAUCUUCUCACAGACUUUGGCAGCAUGAUGGUUAGCCUUUUCUCCCUGUGGAUUUCCUCUAGACCUCCCACCAAGACCAUGACCUUUGGCUGGCACCGAUCAGAGAUUUUGGGAGCCCUGAUAUCCAUAAUGUCGAUCUGGAUCGUUACUGGGGUGUUGGUUUACCUGGCUGUUGAGAGAAUUGUAAAAAAUGAUUAUGAAAUCGACGGCAGAGUGAUGCUGCUGACUUCAGGGUGUGCCGUCAUGGUCAACAUCAUAAUGGCGUACAUCCUCCAUCACUCCACCAACUUUCACGGGAAUGACUCUGGCUAUCAUAAGAUCACUGAGAAUGGGAUGAGUCCAGUGGGACAUGGACACUCUCACAGCCUCCUCGGUAGCCAUGGGAACACCAGUGUCAGGGCGGCAUUCAUCCAUGUUCUGGGUGACCUUUUACAGAGUUUUGGGGUGAUGGUUGCAGCCAUCGUUAUCUACUUACGGCCAGAAUAUAAAAUCGCUGAUCCCAUCUGCACCUUCCUGUUCUCUCUGUUUGUCCUGGGAACAACACUCACCAUCCUCCGGGAUGUGUUCCGCAUCCUCAUGGAGGGAGCACCCAGAGGAAUUAAGUUUAACUCUGUGAAGGAGGUUCUGCUCUCGCUGAAAUCUGUAAAGGCUUUGCACAGUCUGCACUUGUGGGCUCUAACUAUAGGACAGCCCCUGGUUUCUGUCCACGUGGCCAUUGAGGAGAACGCAGAUCCUCACAGCGUACUGAAGGAAGCCACAGAACUCCUGCAGACCAAGUUCGGCUUCUACGCCACCACCAUCCAGGUCGAGCCCUACAGUGAGGACAUGGCCUACUGCACCAUGUGCCAGGAUCCCAUAGAUUAAUCUCACCAAGAAAAUCCGGUGAGGAAGCAGUUUCCGUCCUGGGAAGCGGCCUGUCUGAAAUACAUUGUUUUUGAAACCCUA